Messenger RNA from Conger conger (European conger), 3895 nucleotides. RefSeq names its product protein disulfide-isomerase A3-like. Gene Ontology annotation, molecular function: protein disulfide isomerase activity. Lineage: Eukaryota; Metazoa; Chordata; Actinopteri; Anguilliformes; Congridae. The transcript has 13 exons. Gene Ontology annotation, biological process: response to endoplasmic reticulum stress; protein folding. The record is from RefSeq and is a predicted model, not a curated record. Bases 216 to 1697 code for a protein of 493 amino acids. Gene Ontology annotation, cellular component: cell surface; endoplasmic reticulum.
ACUGACCGUCGUAACCAAUAGGAGGUCGACUCUCCGGCAAUAUUUCACCUAAGGUCCGCCUCCCAUUCGCCGCUCUUGCGAAGAGAAUACGCCCGAUACGGAGUGAUUGUGGAUGUCAAACAGAUUAACCAGUUCUGCUACGGGUUCCUGUGCAUUUCUGCGCUUUCGGUUUUAUUUUUUUCCCCCCACACAAACAAACACAGUGUGUGACAGGCAUGGCCAUGUCGUACCUCGCCCCCGUUCUCCUGCUGAGUGUAAUAUGGCUCGGAGGGUCUCCUGUCGCGGGCAGCGAUGUGCUGGAGCUGUCGGACUCCGACUUCGAUUACACAGCGGCGGAGCACGAAAGCAUGCUGGUGGAGUUCUUCGCCCCAUGGUGCGGGCACUGUCAAAAGCUAGCUCCCGAGUAUGAAAGUGCUGCUACAAAACUGAAGGGGGUCGUGCCCUUAGCCAAGGUGGACUGCACCGCAAACUCGGAGACGUGCGGGCGCUUCGGCGUCAAUGGGUACCCCACGCUCAAAAUCUUCAGGAACGGGGAGGACGCGGCUUCCUACGAUGGUCCUCGGUCUGCAGACGGCAUCGUCAGCUACAUGAAGAAGCAGGCGGGCCCCAGCUCUGUGCCCCUGCACAGUGAAGAAGACCUCAGCUCCUUCAUCAACAACUUUGACGCCAGCGUAGUGGGCUUCUUCUCGGGAGGAGACAGCGAGCAGCUGGCGGAGUUCCAGAAGGCAGCGAGCUCCAUGAGGGACAGCUUCCGCUUCUCACACACAACCGACCUCGCCCUGGGCAUCGCCCACGGAGUGGAGUCUGAGAGUGUGCUGCUCUUCCGGCCCCCGCGGCUCAGCAGUAAGUUUGAGGAGAGCGUGGUGACGUUUGGGGAGGCCAUCUCCACGUCCACCCUGCGGCGGUUCAUCAGGGACAACAUCUUUGGGAUGUGCCCCCAUCUGACCAAUGAGAACAGAGAUAAGAUGAAGGGGCGGGACUUGCUGACCGCUUACUAUGACGUGGACUACGUGCGCAACCCCAAGGGCUCCAACUAUUGGAGGAACAGGGUGAUGAAGGUGGGGACGCAGUUCCAGACGCAGGGCCUGAGCUACGCGGUGGCCGAUCGGACCGAGUUCCAGGAGGACCUGGAGGAGGAGUUUGGGCUGGGCCUGUCGGACGGGACAGACCUCCCUCUCGUCACCAUCCGCACGCGGGAGGGGCACAAGUACACCAUGAGGGAGGAGUUCACGCGAGACGGUAAGGCUCUGGAGAGGUUCCUGGAGGAUUAUUUUGCUGGCCGACUGAAGCGCUAUCUGAAGUCAGAGCCCGUUCCUGAGAGCAACAGCGGCCCGGUCAAGGUGGUGGUGGCGGAGACGUUCGAGGACAUCGUGAACGACCCGGAGAAGGACGUGCUGGUGGAGUUCUACGCGCCGUGGUGCGGGCACUGCAAGAGCCUGGAGCCCAAAUACAUCGAGCUGGGGGAGCAGCUGGCCGGCGAUCCCAACAUCGUCAUCGCUAAAAUGGACGCCACAGCCAAUGAUGUUCCCACCGGCUACGACGUGCAGGGCUUCCCCACCAUCUACUUCGCCCCCGCCGGGAAGAAGGACACGCCCAAACGAUACGAGGGUGCCCGUGAAGUAAAAGACUUCCUCAACUUCCUGAAGAAGGAGGCCACAAACAGCCCGAUUCUGAAUGGCGGCAGGGAGGACCUGUGAGGAGAAAGGGGCGGGACAAGGGCGGAGGAGAGGACAGGUGGAUGAUGGGAAAUGUAGUCCGUGGUUCUGAGACUGAGUAGGGGGGGUGGGGGGUUUGGCAGCCCAAUUACUACAGAAUCAGAGAACCCCCUCCCCCUCACCAUAUCACCAACACCAAACAUCCUGGACACACAAAUUCUCGUUCCUGACCUCCGUUUGGUGUGUACGAAGAUCCAGACAGUGCUCCCUCUCCAGGUCCAGCAACACUCACCCUUAAUAGGAGGGAGAGAGAGAGAGAGAGAGAGAGAGAGAGAUAUAGUGAGAGUGAGAGUGAGAGAGAGAGAGAGAGAGAAUAACGGUGUCUUGGAUGUCUCAGCCUCAAGACUACAAUACAUUAGUUUCUAACCGCCCAAAAUGGAACCUGUUUCUUUUAAACUUGCUUGCUCGUUGGAGGUAAGAAGAAUGGCAAUCAAGAGCAUGGUACCAACAGACGGGCUUGCAAACUGCUGUCUCUAUUAUCCAGGCUGACUGCAAAUGUAAUUACCUUUAUUCAUCAAUUGUUAGGCUUACAAAGAAAAGCACUUCUCCCUUAAUUAAUAAUGAUUUAGCUCUUUAUUUGUUAACCCCCCCCCCCCCCCAGGGUACUGAAGAUCUGUUUUAUAUAGUUGACCGGUAAUGAGGAUGAAAUAUGAAAAUAUGCAAACUAUUAUCAUGACUAAUUAUUGGCUAUUGAGAUUUUUUUUUUAAUUCAAAUUGCUUGCUUGGUGUCCUGUGACAAACCCACAUUAGUCUUGGCUUCUCCCAGCUCAGAGGUUGACUUGGCAUUGCCUGUAACACUAUGGAGGAGCUCCACAAUUAGAGCCUCGGUUUCUGUUCAUCUGUUCCUGUACACACACAGGCUGGACCUCUCUGAAGAACGAGACUUUAAACAAAGAAACAAGGUCAACUCUGAAAUGGCUUCAGACUCUUUUCAAACUGAAAACUUUUUACUUUUUUGUUUUUGCUUAUUUAACAUGUAUGCUGUUGUUUUUCUACUUAUUCACAUACAAGAGAGGUGUGCAGUGGAGAGAUGGUGAGAAGCAAAAACAAACGAAGACGUUGUGGAGAUGACCUGCUGUGGCUUCAGUCUAGUCACCUUCCCUCCUCCCUUCCCUCCCUCUCUCCCUCCCUCACACACGGUCUCUCCCCAUCUCCCUGCCUCUCUCGCAUUUUCCCUCCCUCCCUCUCUCACACACUGUAUCUCCUUCUCUUUCUCCCUCCCUCUCUCUUAUACUUUCUUUCCCUCUCUCUUUCCCUCCCUCUCUCUCACACUUUCGCUCUCUCUCUCGCUCCCUCUGUCCCUGUGCUAAUCCUUCACACCACUUCCCUGGCUUGUUUAAAUAUUGACCUGUCCCUCUCCCCCUCCCUCCUCCCAGACAUAACCACCAUUUUCUGCGCACCAGGCCCCCCGAGUAGGCAGCUAUUAAGAGUGGAGCCAUUUUUCAGCCGAGUUAUUUUUCCCUUCCUUUUUUAAGAAAGAUGGUAGCACUAAAAAAAGGUGGUAGCACUGAUAUCAGGUCAAAAUGUUUUUUGGGUGAAUUUUUACGGACUGCAGCUCCACUGGAAGCAAAGACUCUUCCCCUCUUUCGACUACGCAGUUGGUGCACUAAAUAUUUUCUGAUCGCUAUGUUGUUGUUGUGGUUUAUUUUUAUUUUCUAUUAUGGAGCACGCAUUCAGUCUGUACGACAGUUCUGAUUGGACAGUGCCUCGCAAGAUACUGUUCUAUAUACCUCGCUUCCUUUGCAAACCAGGGCUUUUUGGAUCAUGCAUGCACAACCACUACUCCCACUUUUUGGGCAAUCAGAUAAGGACAUUUUUAAUGCCAACUAUGUGUAUGUCUAGAAAGAUUAACAAUGAGUGUUUUUUUGUCUCCAGGACUUUUAGGAAGGUAUACAUUAAUAUAAAUGGAUUAUAUUUAUGUAGUCAACAUUUUUUGUUGUGUAGAAUGCCUGCGCUGUUUCUUUCUAAAGUUGUUGGCCUUACACACUUAAUUUGCAUUGCGUAAUGUAUGGCAUUUUGUUUCAAAAAUGAGGAAAGUAUACCUGCACUUGUUUUCAGUGUUUUUUUUUCCCUCUUUUUUUUUUUUGUUCAGUAUGGGGUUGCCUGUUCUAUCAUUUGGUGUUUUAUUUCCAUCAAGGGACAUGAUGAAACAAAUAAAAUGAACAAGAGUACUUUGAUAA